AUGACGCCGCAUGUUUCGCCUCCGCUCGCCGUAUCCCAUUCCGGUGCAUCAACCUCGCAUACCACCAGCGACGGCAAGCGACCAGUUCGACGUAAGGAGUUCCAGUUCAAAUACGGACAGAAACACCAUUCGUAUGACAACGAAAAGGCUCCCUACCCCUUAUCAUACGACAAACAUGUGCUCGAACUCGAGUCCCUCGAUAAUCGACUAUGCCAGUAUUUGCGCAAUUCAGUCUCAUUCAUGAACUUCAAGACUGCUCCGGCGCGAACGUUGGAUUUAGGUUGCGGAACGGGCACAUGGGUAAUCGACGCUGCAAAGGAAUGGCCUGAGUGCGAGCUGGUUGGGUUUGAUUUGGUAGAUAUUCAAAUACCCUUGAAGAUACUGGACCCGGCGAUGGCAAAACGAAUAGAGUGGAGGCAUGGCAAUUUUUUGACGACUAAACUUCCUUUCGAUGACGAUGACUUCGACCACGUUCAUAUUCAGUCGAUAUCAAAAGGUGUCCCGGAAAACAAGUGGAACAAUAUUUUUGAAGAGGUUUACAGAGUGCUACGACCAGGCGGCUCUGUUGAAGUGGUGGAAGAUGAUAUCAUAUUUCCUUCCCUUCCGCGCUGGUUCACCAACGCUCUUCGAGCUCGUCCUCUCCGAGCUCAAUCCAUCAUAUUCCCAGAUGGUUCGCAACGUGGAUACCCGGCCUCAUCGCAGGCAUCGUCUAAUAUACCCCCUCACGAGCACGCUUUGCUCGAGUCUUUGUAUAAGUCUGUAUUUGAGCAUCGUUUUGUCAAUCUGAAGCCCUCUUCCGUCCUUCCCAGUUAUCUCACGACCUACUUUAGACAAGUCACACUGGGUCCAGUUGUUAAGUUUCCGAUGCCUCCCUUACCGCCUAUACAGCCUUUGCCACCUCAACUAACGAAGUCGUACAUUGUGGAACCAAGUCCUGAUAUCGCUGACAACCGGUCAUCGACAACUGUUGCGCCGUCCACAUACUCGAGCCGACCUAUGUCACUUUCCUUCUCUUCUUCAUAUUCGACUGUUGCAGACUCUAUCAUAUCGAAGACGACGAUCAGCUCUCGACCCAGAACCUCCUCAGAACCUCUCUCUUAUCACGGCGAGAAUUCGUAUUCAUCGUUCGACAUCUUGCAACUUCCUGCUCCAGAGGGCAUCGAUGUUACAAGCCUGCCAAUUCCACGCUUCAUAUUGGAUAGCUCGCUGACUGAGAGCGAAAUAAGCGCCCUUCCCCCUUCCUUAUUCCCCUUGGAGCAACUCGCGUCGCUGAGCGAGCGCUCGCUAGCAAUGCACCUCUACCGCUCUUUUCAGUCGGUGUUGGCAUGCCAGGAGGCUAUGUGGGAGGAACUAAAGGAUAGGAUUCGGAACAGAAGACGCGAGCUGCUCCCUUUUGGAUGGGAGGAUGAUGAGGAGCUGGAAGAGCUGCAGAGUCGGAAGAAAUUUGAACGGUUGAUUGAACGAUAUCGUUCUGACAUGUACGCCAGAGUAUCCCUUUGGAGCUCCUUGGAUUCCUUUGGUUGGCCCUUGCCUGCCAGAGAACCUCUAUCCAAAGCUGAAUUAAUUGAAGAAGACAGAUUGCGUGAAAGUAUGAUUGAAGCCAGGAAGUCGGCGACUGUUGAAGAAAUGCAAAUUCCAUGUCGAGCUGUGAGGGUAGUGAUGGGGUACAAGCUAUGA
Messenger RNA from Cyclocybe aegerita, 1677 nucleotides. The record is from the annotation of a GenBank genome assembly. Lineage: Eukaryota; Fungi; Basidiomycota; Agaricomycetes; Agaricales; Hemipholiotaceae.